This is a messenger RNA of Branchiostoma belcheri (Belcher's lancelet), 4592 nucleotides long. RefSeq names its product adhesion G protein-coupled receptor L2-like. Gene Ontology annotation, biological process: adenylate cyclase-activating G protein-coupled receptor signaling pathway; negative regulation of angiogenesis; cell surface receptor signaling pathway. Gene Ontology annotation, cellular component: membrane. NCBI's taxonomy places the organism in Eukaryota, Metazoa, Chordata, Leptocardii, Amphioxiformes, Branchiostomatidae. Gene Ontology annotation, molecular function: G protein-coupled receptor activity. The transcript has 24 exons. Bases 1046 to 3358 code for a protein of 770 amino acids. The record is from RefSeq and is a predicted model, not a curated record.
GCCAAGACGAGCAAAACAGACCCUAAAUGUCAAAGUGUCGAUUCCUUGGAAACAGCGGAUGUGUUUACUGGUGGACGAUCUACGCGACCACGGAUUCGUCACUCCCGUCUUGUUGAUUUUCUUCUGCUUCGCUGAGCCGAGCCCGAAGCGGGCGAACUCCCCGCGGGCGUUUCCUUGUGGCACAAUGAGUCAACAGGGCAAGCAGUAGGCGUGGGUACCAUCCGCCUGACAUUAUACACUCCCGUCUGGCCGCACUACUGACUACAAGGGUUAUUUGGUGAGUGGGCAUGCUCGUAUAAGCGAACGUACAGACGUCUGCUUGUGUCAUCACAUUCACAGAAGGUCUCCUGGGGGAAAACGUAGACUUCAUAAGGCAAGUUUUGGACGACAGAAGACCAGGAAACGUUCCCCAUUUUAACAGGCGAAGUAAACAGGUGUAAACAAACAUGUCGCCCGACAACAAGUUGGUGGCCAUCUUGUUUCUACUCUACGCGAUGCGUGACGCAGGUGUGAGUUACGGGGUGGAAGGACAGUGUACAACAACACCAAGUACAUCAAGUUACGGUGGUUCAAAGAAGAUAAUCUUCCCCCAUCCUCGCAGCAUCAAAAAUUUCGCCCAGCUGAACACCACACUCCGGGAGGGUUUGGGCAAUUUUACCCUUUGUGUGCACAUGCGCACAAACGACACCGAGGGCUCCUUGGUCAGCUAUGCAACAGAAACAUCCUCUAAUGAGAUAUUCUUUGAAGGGUGGACCGACGAAAAGGAAAAAGGUUAUAAGUUCCUCGUGGCAGGCAACCCUUGGCCUCAAGAACGUUCAAACUUCCAGUGUUGGACGGUAGCUGGCACGCAGUUUGUGCAACGUGGCAGAGGGAAGACGGGGGAUGGGGAAUAUACGUCGACGGUAAACUCAAUGAAUCAGGCUCGGGCCUUAGCAACGACAUAGGAAGAGUCAUAUCAAGCCCAGGAACUUGGAUCCUUGGACAAGACCAAGAUGGUAAUGUAGGUUCGAAUUCCUUCGACGUAAGACAGGCUUUCAGUGGAGAAAUGACGAGAGUAAACCUCUGGGACCGCGUGUUGUCUCCAUCAGAGAUUGGGACGAACUGGACCACGUUCUGUAGUCACCAAGGCAACGUCAUCAACUGGUCCAACACCGAGAUUCACGUAUGUGGACAGGCCAGCUUUGCCGAAUAUGAGUACUGCGAACAAUGGAGCACCCAAGAACCAACUAACGAAGCAACAAUUUCAACAACGCCGGCCUCGACAUCUGCUCCUCCUGCCGUGAUCACAGACAAACAACUAUUACCAGUCAAAGACAGGCCUGUUCAAGACUGCCCAGAGCGAUUCGAAGAGAAAAUGUGGCCUAAAACAGCAGCAGGAAUUGUGAACUCACAAGAUUGUCCAGAUGGCACCGUCGGCACGGCUCGGCGGAAGUGUGGUAUAGACGGUGAAUGGGAGGAGCCUGACCUGAGCGACUGUACGUCACCUUGGGUGGGCGAACUGCGGAACCUAGUUGAGCAGGGAGGACCGGCCGGGGAUGUCCUCUCCCUGGUGAAACAGAACCUGGCCCAUAAUGAUAAGGUCUACGGCGGCGACGUGAUAAAAAGCAUCGGUCUGCUCGGUGACCUGGUGGCAAUACAGCAACAGCAACUUAGCAACGUUUCACAGGAAGAGAAGAAAGGCAUUGUCACCAACUUUACUAAGACAAUGGUAACAUGCGGCAGCACCAUCCUGAGCACCAAACGAGGUGACGCCUGGAAGCACAUUCCGAAGGACAGACAGUCUGGUAUUGCGUCAGGCAUCAUGGACAGUCUGGAGAAGACAGGCGUGCUCAUGGCAAAGUCGGCUCCAAACGACACAAUCUCUAUCUCCGAGAAAAACGUUGUGAUGGACAUACGUUCUGGAUCCAAAGAGGAGACAGUAGCCUUCCCCGACCUGACGGCGAGCGAAUCGUCCGACUGGAGGGCCGUCACAGACAAAAUAACGCUCCCGAAAACAGAUCACCAAGUGGUCGCUGCGCUCUAUAGCUCCACGUUGGGAGACUAUCUCAAACCCAACGAGACGGAGAAGAUGAUCGUCAACUCUCGGGUUAUUUCGGCAACGGUCGUAAACGAGAACGCGACGACCUCGCUAGAUGGCGUUGUUACCAUCGUAUUGGAGCAUGCCAGCGAGGGCGGGACAAUUAACGUAUCAACGGCCUCUUGUUCUUUCUGGAACUUCUCUCUUGGUGGGUUUUGGUCCAACGACGGCUGUACAAAGAUCUCGGAGAAAAGUAACUUGACACAUACAACUUGUGAGUGUACCCAUCUCACAAACUUCGCCAUACUGAUGGCAGUCACAGAACAAGAGCAUUCCGAAGCUUUGAAUGUCAUCACGUAUGUUGGCUGCAUCAUCUCCAUCGUGUGUCUGUUCUUGUGCAUCUGUGUAUUCCUGGGAUUCAGACGGGUCCGGUGUCCCCGAACCAUCAUCCAUGCAAACCUGUGUUUCUGUCUGCUUGCUGCUGAAGUGGUCUUUCUGGUGGCUGUCAAACGAACGGAGCCUAAGAUCGUUUGUGACGUGAUCGCCAUCGUGCUUCACUACCUGUUCCUGGCCGUGUUCACCUGGAUGUGUGUGGAAGGAGUGGAGCUGUACGUCCUGCUCAUCAAGGUCUUCAACUUAAAGAAAAAGAGGCUGAUCUACUAUCACCUCGUCGGUUACGUCACGCCUGCCAUAGUGGUGGGUGUCUCAGUGGCAGUUGAUUACUACGUCUACGAUAUGAACGGUUAUGGGACAGACAAAUACUGCUGGUUGUCGGUUACAAACUACUUCAUCUGGAGUUUCGUGGGUCCAGUGCUGCUGAUAAUUCUGGUAAACUUGGGAUUCAUGGUCAUGACCUUGAAGGUGAUCUACUCACAGAAAUCAAAUAAGAAGGGCGAGAAAUCGGAGCAAGGACAGAAACUCAAGUUCUGGAUCCGCGUGUCUGUGGCCUUGCUGUGUGUGAUGGGUGUGACCUGGGUGUUCGGUGUACUAUCCAUCAGUGGGGAGACCGUAAUGUUUGCCUACAUCUUCACCGUCAUUAACUCCUUCCAAGGCCUGUUCAUCUUCAUAUUUCAUUGCGUACUGAACGAAAAGGUCCAGGAAGAAAUGUCCCGCCAUUUUGGUCCAUGCACGUGCUGCAAGACAAGGACAACAUACGACUGGCGUUCUUCACAGUCCACAGUCACAAAUUCGCGCCGACAGAACGGGUCUAGCCAACAGGAUUCAUCAGGUCCCAGAAGCACGUAUCUGUUCACUCAAGAUAGCGGGGCGACGAAGGGGACACUGACACUGGGAGGCAGCAACAUGGACGCCGGUCACUUCCAGCAGGAGACCUGCCUGUAGUCACGGAUGGUUAACGGGACCGUCUCGAUCCUCCUAGGUCGUGCAAUUGCGAUGUACACAAGUCGUAAAAAGCCCAAACAUUUUCGUUGACAAGACAGCUGCUGUAUUUUGUACGACACAUGCACCACUGUCUUAACUUGUUCUAUCUGAGGGGCCCAUAUAUAUGGGUUGCACAUACAGUACCAUCUAUCUAGCAUCCUGUAUACAUGUAUGUACGAUUUGGGGGUGUUUCUCGUGCAACGCAUCACACCGCAGGGUAAAAAAAGUCAAGGGUCUGUGACCUGAUUAAGACAAUAGACAAUCAUUGUACAUGUAAAUUAAAGAACAUAUAAAAAAUAAUAAUAGACGGUAUAAUUUAAAUACAUGGAACUAUUUUUGAACGAGUAUCUGGAAAAUUUCUUUGCUUCAGGCAACAUUUAAUAUCAGGAAAAGUAUAUAAGUUGUAUUAUUGCGCAUAUCAGGAAAAUAUUAUAAUUGCGCCAUGUAACAAAGCAUAUUCUUCUUAAUAGAUUGAUGUUACUACAGACUGUAUAUAAGAUUAAUACUAGUUUCACUAACCAUUUUGUAGUUUACAAGAUAUCGUCUGUCAUGUGAUCAAGAUUAUGUAAUGAUAUAUUGAUAGACAAUCACACUGCAAAGAUACUAGUAGUUAGUAACUCAUGAUCAAGACCGAUAGUUGAUAUUCCAGACUGUAUCAUUCUUUAAUAGCGGAUUUCAUUUAACUUAAAAGUGCUACAUGUUACCAGAUAAUAAGAAUCUAGACAUAUCUGUAUAAAUCAAUUUUUUUCUACUGGCUAACACAAGAUGUGGCUGGCCUGUUCAUUCUUUAUAAUAUAUUGAUAUGAACCGUAUAGUUUUGCAACAAUUUUGCAACCUUUUGCGGGAUAACAAACAAAGGUAUGCAGUGGAACGCAACAAUAUUGUCAUCAUGUUUAUAUGCUUCAUAUGUUAUUUGUGAACCUAGCCAAGUCAAACACAUAUGUAUCAUUUUACCGCCUUAUCAUUUUGUAGCCAUAUAUAGAUUAUAUAUUUCUGUACAAAUAUAAGUUUUAUAACAUAUGAUGAUUAGUUUUCAAUAAGUUUCCGAAUGCGAUAGAUACCACGAGGAUUUGAUACUAACGGCUAAAGUCAGACCCCUAUAACACUGUCCGGGGCCCUAGCGUUCAUUAUCAACGAUUAUCAAAUCUUUAAAUAGUAUGUUCAUAUGUUAAAGAAGGACGUAAUAAAAGUAUCA